CCCUGGUGCUACAUGUUGGGUGGGGCGGAAGAAGAUGCAUGGAACAAAAUCUCUUGUUCUUCCUCUCUCUCUCUUCUCCAUUCUUCUUUUCUUUUUCUUCUCUCUUACCUUCUUUCACUCUUUUUCUGACCUCUCUCUCCCACCAGAUGAUAAAAAGUCUCUGCGCCGCCCGCCCAGCCGUGCCUGGCACAGUCAAGACGCUCAACGCCGCAGCCAGGCUAAAGUCGACCACUCACCCCUCGCCCGUUCUAGAUCAAGCAGCCCAAGCACCCGUUGGCGCUUGUUGGCAUCCUUUUCUGCCUCCUUCUAGCGCCUUCCUGUUCCGUGGUCGUAGUGACAUGACAUGCAGCUGGAGGCCUGCCUGCUUCAUCCAGACCCUUCACUCUCUAGACGGCCG
This is a messenger RNA of Cucurbitaria berberidis CBS 394.84, 397 nucleotides long. RefSeq lists its product as uncharacterized. The transcript has a single exon. Lineage: Eukaryota; Fungi; Ascomycota; Dothideomycetes; Pleosporales; Cucurbitariaceae. The record is from RefSeq and is a predicted model, not a curated record. Bases 35 to 310 code for a protein of 91 amino acids.